Messenger RNA from Cheilinus undulatus (humphead wrasse), 5049 nucleotides. It is a transcript of the gene entrep3, whose product is annotated as family with sequence similarity 189 member B. The record is from RefSeq and is a predicted model, not a curated record. Gene Ontology annotation, cellular component: membrane. Bases 1096 to 3336 code for a protein of 746 amino acids. The transcript has 14 exons. NCBI's taxonomy places the organism in Eukaryota, Metazoa, Chordata, Actinopteri, Labriformes, Labridae.
CGGCCCUGGAUGGAUUUAAACAUGUAGGUAGGGUUAUGUUAUGUUGUGUUCAUGUGACGCCUGGUGGGAGGCAGUGAGGUAAACGUCCGGGAUACACACACUCAUAACCACACAUACACGGGUCUGAACGGGAUGCCCGCGUGACUGCAGGGAGGAAAGAGGCGGCGGAGGAGAAGGAGCAGCAGGAGGAGGGGGUCUAGGUGCGUGUAUGGACCACCGCAAAACCCCAGAGGUGGAGUUGUCAAAGAUCGAAACCUGUGAGGAAACAUCCACCCGGGCCUGGCUGCUAUUUUUGGUGCAGUUUGAAAAUCGAUGGAGGAUAUUUAUUUCCUGUUCACGUCGAGGUAAUUAGUCUCCGCUUCCCGAACGAACCGAUGUGAUCUCGGGGCUCUGAUCUCCACACCGUCGUUUCUUUUUCUUCUUACGUGACGGGAUGAAAAGGAACUGAGAGAAGGUCGCGAGAGCAGGAGGAGGAGGGAGGGCACAUGUUCGGAUGUAGCUCCGGACUGGACACACGGACUGACCGGUUCAUGUUAUCUCUGCUGGGGGUGAAACGACGAGGGAUCAGAUCAGCUGCUUUCUCUGGGAUGCUUUAAAAUCUGCGGCCUGCUCGGCUCUUCAGUUACCGCAAUGCCACUGGCGAGAGGAGGCAGGAGAGGAAGAGGAGGGUGCAACAUCAAACAAAUGAGCAUAACAAUGAUGCUUGAUUAUGUUUUGACCGGUAAAUGAGAAUGCUUUAGACUGUUCUCUAUUGGUUGAAGUGGCUUUGGUUGGAAUGGACAAUGUAUAGACUGAAACAAUCAUGGCUGAAACGUCAAAUGAGGUGAGUACCGUGGCUGUGAGUGUGUAGUGGCUGCUCAAUCCUCUACUUUCUGCUGACCAAGUUCUUGGACUCCCUGACUGGACUACACCAUGGGGCACUGCGCACAACCCAUGGCACUUGCCAGUAGAGAGCUUGGUGCAUAAUUUUGACGGAGUGGAGCUCUGAAGCCAGCAUCUAUGUUUCUCCCUCUCCUACACUGCUACCCACACAACUGAACUUUGUUUUAUGAAGACAGAGUAAGUGUGAAAUCUCUCCCAGCUUCCUCCACAAACAUGCCUUCACCAUCCGACUCCAGCAGUGUGGCUUCAGCCUCGGGGUCUCGAGGAUGGUCGGAUAGUCGCAGGGGCAUGUCCGGACGGGGGCCUGGAGGAGCCCGGCUUCUCCUGUACCUGGGGUUGUGCCACCUGGGGUUAGGGGCCAUGGUUCUGGCCUUCUCUUUUACCAGUAUGGCCUUCACCUCCUCAGCCAGAGUUAGGCAAUCCUGUCCUUUCUGGGCUGGCUUUUUUGUGGUGGCAUCAGGGAUAGUAGGAAUCAUCUCAUGGAGGAGACCUCUGACACUGGUGGUGUCCCUGUUCAUGCUGCUGUCUGCAGUGUGUGUGAUCCUCAGCCUGGCUGGCUCUAUGCUCUCCUGUCAGAACGCACAGAUGGUCAAGUCUAUGCUCACCUGCCAGGUGGAGAAUGGUCUGUGUGUGUGUUGUACACCCACUCACUCCUGCUCCAUCACAGAGGAGGAGACCCUGGUGCUUUACCUGAAUGCUGACUGUCAUUCAGUCAGACAUCAGCUGAAGGACCUUUUGUUUAGUGCAUGUGGUCUCAGCAUUCUGUCCACCAUCAUCUGCACUCUGUCCACUGUGACCUGCAGUAUCCACAUAUUCUCUCUGGACCUUGUGCACCUGCUGGCCCCACAUCGCUCUCGUUCAGUCAACCCAGAAUGCACCACUCCUCAGGACGCCUUCCUGACCAACAUCAUGGACUUUGAGGAGUUUGUUCCACCCAUCCCUCCGCCUCCUUACUAUCCUCCUGAGUACACCUGCAGUUCUGAAACAGAUGCUCAGAGUAUCACCUAUAAUGGCUCCAUGGAGAGUCCUGUUCCUCUCUACCCAACUGACUGCCCUCCUCCUUAUGAAGCUGUGAUGGGGCAAAGAGCUGCUAGCCAGGCAACUAUGUAUGACGCCCACGGCACUGAGCUGUCUGGAGAGAGAGGAACUUCUACUGCCUUCAGCGGAGAAGUGUCCAUGGACAGUGGGUCUCUGUUGAUGUCAGAGAUUGUGGACAUACCUGAUGACUCCUCCCCCUCUGAGGACUCCUGUCUGAUGGAGGUUGGGCUGAGAAACCAGGGGGACAGGGGCACCAGGAGCGCUGGUGAGGGGGGAGACGGAGCAGACGGGAGCGAGUACCUCAACUUUCGUUUGCCACCAUCUCAGACACCAGAGAGUCCACUGGCUGGAGGGCCAAGAGCCAGGCGCUUCAUCAGAGGAGAGAGGUCCAAUUCCUGCUCUUCACCCAGCACGGCAACAAACACGUACAGGUCUCCAGUUUUGCGUCGCCAGGCCAUGCUAGCUAGCAGCUGUUCCCAGCUGGAAGCAAUAGGUAACUCCACCUCUCAGCAGCGAUCAUCUGUUGCAGAGACACGAGGCCCCGCCUCCUCUCCUUCACACCAAGGAGCUGCCCCAGUCUCCUCUGCUCCUCCCAUUUCACCUUCCUCAGCUGCCUGUGAGCAUAUUAUAGGUCAAGGCAAUGGACCACAGCUCCUGGGCCAACUGUUGUACCUUCGGCGACGUGCUGGAAAGAGCGAAAAGGAUGGAGAAGGCUUAAGAAGGGAUAGUGAGGGGCUCCUACGUCUGGUGAGGUCACACAGUGAGCCAGGCUUCGGUUCCUCCACCGAUACAGUCGACUUUGGCUCUGGAGGAAGCAAAGCAUCUGUAGACACAGGUCCAUCCUCUGAGGCGUGUCUGUUGCCGCGCACCUCUUUGCCUCCUGCUGCAGCUUUACCAAGGAAAGGCAGUGUAAAACCAGCAGCAGCCACUGGGGUACAGGUCCCCUCCAAACCUCCCCCCACCUCACCUCUGCGUUUACCAAAAGACUGCAACCGUUCACUUGGGGACCUAAAGGUGACCCGAGUUCUGAUGGCUCGCUUCCUGCAGCGCUCCAGACGCAACCUCUCCCCCUCCUCUGAGCAUGCUGGGAAUGCAGUUCAGGGGCCGAAAAGGAGGACUGGAGCUGAGGGUGCUGCCACCAAUCAUCUGCCCUUGGAACAAGUUUUGCGGACUCCUUGGAACACCAGCCGAGGACACCCCACCCAUCACUCCCACCACCCUCAUCGUCGCGGACACCAUCAUUCCCACAGUGACAGUCGACACAACCGGCACUACAGCGGUCGGGCUCCAGAAGGCAUCCACCUGCGGAGCUGUGGGGAUUUAAGCUCUUCUUCCUCUGCGUCACUACGUCGUUUAGUGACACCUCAUCCUCCACAUGGCUCAUCGGGGGCUCUCUAUUCAGAGUCUGCACUGUGAGAAGGAAAACUGAGGGCAUCUGAGUUCACAGGGUUGUACAGAAAACAAAGAUGGGAGGAAGUAAGGAAGCUGUAAGGCAGUUUAGAGACUGAAUUUUGAAUGACUUUCCUCCUUUUCCUCCCUGUCAACUAAAGCCAGCUGUGCAAAAGGCCUUAUUCAGUGGUGCUCUUAAUCACUCUGAACACCAACUUAGAGCUCAGAUUCUUGUCACUGUUUACCAUCAGUGAAACGGUCACUGGAUGCUUCUCUGUUUAAACAAAGGCCAGGACAGUAGAUCAGAGGCAUCAUCUCUGCUGUGUUCUCAAGUCCCUCUUUCCAAAAACUUGCCUGGAAAUUUAUUUUCCUCCUGACUGGAGGCAGAACUCAACUACAUUUCAUGCUACAACAGCUACUAACUCACAUGUGCAUUCAGUCUAUAACAUAAUUAUCGGUUGCAAUAUGCUUCUGACCCUUUUUGUACAUUGCUGGUCAUUCACAGGGUCACUCAGGUCAAGUGAUCAUGGAAAUCCUUAUUUGUCUUCCAUUUAUGAAAAAAAAAAUGCAUCUCAAAAAUUGUAGAAAGUUGGGUACAUGUAAGAUAAACAGAUGAGGUUGCACAUUAGAGCAAAUGCUCCCACACAGAAAAUCUUUUUCUGAGUUGCUGAUUUUGUAAUUUUUUUUGUGAUUCAGGUUCACACUUCUCCACGCCUUUCCACCUACAUGUUGGCCUUUGAAAAAGGCAGCCAGCAUUUUUAACAUUUACCUUAACGCACGCCACAGACACACACUCAGCCUUUAAUAUGUAUUCUCUGAUGGUGGCGCUUGGACACGGUGGUUUGAUUUGCAUAUGUGCAUGUUUUUGCAACAGCCUCCCCCAAACACAGCAGGAAACCUUGUGCAUUCGAUCCUGACCGUCUGUGUAAGUAAGUCCUCAGAAUGUCUUUAAAUGCAUGUUUUGACAAUGCUUCUUAAUUUUUUUCCUCUUGACUCUGAAACCUAUAAGAGUUGCCAUUUGAAAUGUGUUUGUUAAUAGAUAGCUGGAAAGAAGGGUCAGAGUCAAAGAUGUGCAGUGCUCCCAAAGUUUCCUGCCAGAUGGCUCCAAACAUGCCUCUGCAUCCUAAUUUAACUUUGAUAGAGAUUAAAAGUGUUUCAAGUGCACAGGUAGGAGUGAAACUGGCUUGUAAGAUAAAGAUUUUAAACUGCACUGUGACUCUGUUAAUGUAGAGUCUGUUGCAAUAAAUGUACAGACAAUAGAGGUUUGUCUUCGCACCACGUGGUGGCACAGUUCUGUCUGAAUUUGCAGGGCUUGUGGAUAGGUGCUAACAGUCUGGUAACGGUGAACAUGGGAGGUCUGACAGAACUGGAUCCUGGAAUUUUAAAUGUAUUGAUAUCUGUGGCUGAUUGGAGUUUGUUGUCUUUGAAAGUUGUUUUUGGUGUGCUCACAAGUGAUGAUACUGACUCAUUUUUGGAUACACUAACAUGUAAUUAGCUAAUUUUAAAAAUUCAAAGGAUACACAACAAGCCUGCUCAAAGAUACAGGCACACACAUACACUCCCCUAUGAAGGCACCGAGCUGUUUUUCUACCUCUCCUGUCUUGCAUAAAAAUAUUAUUUAUUUGAAGAAAAUGUAUAUCAGUAUGGCAGGCUUAAAUGAUAAAGCCUUAAAACCUAAAUAAUAAAUGUAUCUAAAUAUGACACAUAUUCCCAAAUUUUAAAUGCUGUGUCAAUGGCAAA